Aphanomyces astaci is the source of this 581-nucleotide messenger RNA. RefSeq lists its product as hypothetical. Bases 122 to 439 code for a protein of 105 amino acids. The record is from RefSeq and is a predicted model, not a curated record. The transcript has a single exon. Lineage: Eukaryota; Oomycota; Saprolegniomycetes; Saprolegniales; Verrucalvaceae.
AGCGUGGUUAGCAUGCCACGUUGGCGUUUUUUAUCCACGGAACAACGUCUCGAACAAACAAAAGUGUCCAGUCCAAUGCUAGGUUGGUUACCUUGGCUACCUGCACACUUUUGAAUCAUUGAUGACAAGGGGGAACGUCGCUCGCACAGGCAAGAAGUGCCAAAGCAUGGUCGGCUUGCUGGAUGUUGACAAGGAGAGAAUGUGCUACGGACGAGGUGUGGCGGCGAAAGCUCACGUCAGAGUGCCGGUGAAGAGAAGUGUCAUGGGCUGGGUGGAUGCCACAAGCAAGAACCAGUUGAGUUUUCGGACGACGACGGAAACCAAAGUCGCCGAAGGGAUCGUCAAGACCACAAGCCAGGAAGCGAUUCGCUUCCUGGCUUGUAUCAUCGCUUCAAGCGAUGAUAUCGAUGUUUUCUGGGGUAAACGAAUGUGCCUCUAGAAGGGGACCGUUCUUGUGCAUUCAUCACACGUAGCACCAACACCGCAACAGGUGGACAGAAGUACCAUCGCUCCAGCACCUCCACGAGGUUGUCGCUCUCCAGUCGGGGUCGUUGCCAGCGUCGAUGAGGUCGCCGUCAAAG